This is a messenger RNA of Tilletiopsis washingtonensis, 819 nucleotides long. RefSeq lists its product as hypothetical. The coding region runs from base 22 to 345 and encodes 107 amino acids. The transcript is spliced from 3 exons. Gene Ontology annotation, molecular function: protein-disulfide reductase [NAD(P)H] activity. Lineage: Eukaryota; Fungi; Basidiomycota; Exobasidiomycetes; Entylomatales. The record is from RefSeq and is a predicted model, not a curated record. Gene Ontology annotation, cellular component: cytosol.
CUCUUCACCGCCACGCCGCGCAUGGCCGCACGCACGCCGGCGAACCCGCACUACCUCAUCUUCUUCAGCAGCGGCGCGCCGCCGUGGUGUCCCGACUGCGUCGCCGCGCUGCCCGCCAUCCACGCCGUGUUCGGCAAGGACAGCGGCGCCGCCGGCGCCGAGGCCGAGCUGCUGACGGUGGGCAGGGAGGAGUGGAAGAACAAGCAGAAUCCGCACGCUUGGCGCAGCGAGUACAACGUGCAGGGCGUACCGACGAUCAUCAAGUGGCAGGACGGCAAGGAGGUCGGGCGCCUGGACGAGGAUGGCUGCAAGGAUGAGAAGAGACUGAGGGAAUUCACUGCAUGAGUGAGAGCGUGCAGCGCCUCGACAGCCUGCGGCAGCACUGGCUCGGACGCGAGAUGAGCGUACGCUCUGCGCUCCGUCUUCUCGGGUUCGUGCAGCACAGGUGCUAACGGCGCAAGAGGAAGAAUGCUGCCUCCCGCACUGCGUGUCGCCGAGCAUGCCGUUACAGCUCAGGCGGACACAGGCACUGCUCGAGCUUUGCGUCUUGCGCCUCGAGUGCGGCAAGAGACACGCUCUGCUGCAAAGCACGCCGUGUGGAGGACGCGGCGGCGCGGCAGCCGGACGUCGUCUCGUGCAGCCCGAGCUGCGCCUCGCCUGCAUCUGCUCACGGCUCAACCUGAUGGCAGCACUGCGUGCCCUUUGAGCUCGUGCAGUCUGUCUGAAGGCAGCGUCUGCGAGUGAAGCCGGCGUGAGCACGUCGAGGUCCAGACUGCGGCUGGCCAUGCUUCGCAGGACGAGGGCAGCCUUUCGCACGAG